UUCCAAAGCACUUUCCCUCCAGGUGCUUGUAGGUGACUGAGAUAUGGUCGAAUCUAGACCAAGUCACAAAAUCACUGAUAUCCACUGUGCGGACGUAUCCACUAGAUGCCACUGCCAAGUUAAAGAGAGCUGAAUCCUAAUCGUGAGGUUUUGAGGGGAGAUGUGUGACUUUCUCAGAGAGAUUAAAUGUAGCAUUAAACAUCCUCUGUAAUAAACCGUAAUUUUCUUGGGAUUGGACAGGAAGGGCAACAAGCCCUGGAGAUAUCUUUCCUCCAGGGUUGUCACCUUGGAUGCUGGAUCUGUCACAGAAAAGGAAAAGUCUCCUGGCCUAUGGACUUCAGGACACAAACAGUUGUAUCUUGUGCUUCUCACAGCACAACCUAGCGCUAUAAUGCACCGAUGGCAUCUUUGUUGAAUGCAUGCUCCUGUACAUGAACCGCCUAAGAGGGAUGAUAGCGUGAGCUGAGCCAUAACUUGGAGAGAGCUUCGAAAGAGAAAGGCAUUCUCUUCUCCUCUGCUCUGCAUCAGGAGUUGUUCUCUAGGCUGAUUUUCAGGUCAGGAGUGAAAAAAGAGGUGUGAAAGAUAAAGCUUGCCAAAAAGGUCUUUUACUUGAUGUAUACUAUGACUUAGUGUUCACAUUGGGUUAGGGUUAUUAUUUCAAUUUCUCUUAAAAAAUUGACACAACUAAGGCUCAGAGAAGUUAAGUGUUUUAUCUGAGGUCACACAGCAAGCAUGUGCCUGGGCUCAGGUCUCUCUGAGCCUGAGCCCUUGCUUAUGCUUCCUCCCCUGCACAUUCUGGGAUAAUCUCUCUCUCUCUCUCUCAACUCCCAGAGACCAGACUCUGACAGGAUCCUGAGGGAUUCCUGCCAGGGAGUUGCCAUCUCUGGAAGCCCCCACCCCCAUGCCGGGCGAAUCUUUUUUUCUGUGGAGUGCGGGCCUGGAGCUAGGUGAGGCCUGAGCCUCCAUUUCAGGGGCUUUCUGUAGAAUCUGUUGCUGCUGUUGCCUCCAGUAGAGUCUGUUUCAGGAAGAGGUUUGCCUGCCUGCGCGGGACAGCCGUGCCAUUCAUCACUGCAGGAGGGCAGAAUCCGGGGUUGGGGGCCGCACGUCGAGAGGGGAGGGGCCAGGGGGCGGCCCCCUUGUGACCAGCCCUGAGGAGAGGUCAGGAGAGAAGGCUGGCUGAGGAGCGCCUGGACAGCAGCAGUUGCUGACGUUCUAUAUCACGCGCCUGGGGCCCAAGGAUACAGGGAAAGAACGUCAGAGGAAGCUGCACCAAAGCGAGGCUGCGCAGGGCGCAAAAAAGCAGACAGAGGGUGGCGCCUUUUUUAAAGAAGUUUCCAUCCUUUCUGUCCUAAAGCUCAGGCCGUUCCCCACCCCCACCGCUCGCUAGCCUUCUGUUCCCAGUCCCCUGGCCCCUGCAUGAUCUGAGCGUCUUUAAAGCAGUCGCAGCUCGUUUCCAGACGCCUUGCUUCUCAGGUCGAGCAGUGAUCUGAUGGCCCAGGUUCCAGAAACUUCUUUGCCCUCCGGCUCUGGGGCCCGCUGGAUCUCCGGAGGUGGGGGAGGAGCCUCUCCUGAGGAGGCGGUUGAGAAGGCGGGGAAAAUGGAGGAGGCGGCGGCGGGGGCGACGAAGGCGUCUUCGGGACGGGAAGCUGAGGAGAUGAAGCUGGAGCCAUUACAGGAGCCUAAGCCCGUGCCGGAGGAGAACUUGACGUGGACCAGCGGCGGCGGCGACGAGAAGGUGCUCCCUUCAAUCCCCCUUCGCUGUCACAGCAGCUCCUCGCCCGUUUGCCCGCGCCGCAAGCCCCGCCCUCGGCCCCAGCCCCGGGCCCGCUCCCGCAGCCAGCCUGGGCUGUCGGCCCCACCCCCGCCUCCGGCCCGGCCCCCGCCCCCGCCGCCACCCCCGCCCCCAUCCGCACCGCGGCCCAGGGCCUGGCGUGGAUCCCGGCGCAGAUCCCGACCUGGGUCCAGGCCUCAGACACGGAGAAGCUGCUCUGGUGACCUAGACGGGUCGGGGGAUCCUGGCGGCUUAGGGGACUGGUUGCUGGAGGUCGACUUUGGUCAGGGCCCCACAGGCUGCUCUCAUGUGGAGAGCUUUAAAGUAGGUAAGAACUGGCAGAAGAACCUGAGGCUGAUCUACCAGCGUUUCGUUUGGAGUGGGACCCCAGAGACUAGGAAACGUAAAGCAAAGUCAUGCAUCUGUCAUGUAUGUAGUACCCAUAUGAAUAGACUCCACUCUUGUCUCUCCUGUGUCUUUUUUGGCUGCUUCACUGAGAAACAUAUUCACAAACAUGCAGAAGCAAAGCAGCACCAUUUAGCUGUAGACGUUUAUCAUGGGGUCAUAUAUUGCUUCAUGUGUAAGGAUUAUGUAUAUGACAAAGACAUAGAACAGAUUGCCAAAGAAACAAAAGAAAAAAUUUUGAGAUUAACUUCCACCUCAACAGAUGUUUCUCAUCAACAGUUUAUGACAUCAGGGACUGAAGACAAGCAAUCAACCUGUGAGACAAAGGAACAGGAGCCAAAAUUGGUGAAACCCAAGAAAAAGAGAAGAAAAAAGUCAGUCUAUACUGUAGGCCUGAGAGGGCUAAUCAAUCUUGGGAACACUUGUUUUAUGAAUUGUAUUGUCCAGGCACUUACCCAUAUUCCUCUACUGAAAGAUUUCUUCCUCUCUGACAAGCACAAAUGUAUAAUGACAAGCCCCAGCUUGUGUCUGGUCUGUGAAAUGUCUUCGCUUUUUCAUGCUAUGUACUCUGGGAGCCGAACUCCUCACAUUCCCUAUAAGUUACUGCAUCUGAUAUGGAUCCAUGCAGAACAUUUAGCAGGGUACAGGCAGCAGGAUGCCCAUGAGUUCCUUAUUGCAAUAUUAGAUGUGCUGCAUAGACACAGCAAAGAUGAUAGUGGUGUGCAGGAGGCCAAUAACCCCAACUGCUGUAACUGCAUCAUAGACCAAAUCUUUACAGGUGGCCUGCAAUCAGAUGUCACAUGUCAAGCCUGCCAUAGUGUUUCCACCACCAUAGACCCAUGCUGGGACAUCAGUUUGGACUUGCCUGGCUCUUGUGCCACAUUCGAUUCCCAGAACCCAGAGAGGGCUGAUGGCACAGUGAGCAGGGAUGACCACAUACCAGGAAUCCCCUCACUUACAGACUGCCUACAGUGGUUUACAAGGCCAGAGCACCUAGGAAGCAGUGCCAAAAUCAAAUGCAAUAGUUGCCAAAGCUACCAGGAGUCUACUAAACAGCUUACAAUGAAAAAAUUACCCAUUGUGGCUUGUUUUCAUCUCAAGCGGUUUGAGCAUGUAGGCAAACAGAGGCGAAAGAUUAAUACCUUUAUCUCCUUUCCCUUGGAGCUGGACAUGACUCCGUUUUUGGCCUCCACUAAAGAGAGCAGAAUGAAAGAAGGCCAGCCACCAGCAGAUUGUGUGCCCAAUGAGAAUAAGUAUUCCUUGUUUGCAGUGAUUAAUCACCAUGGAACUUUGGAAAGUGGCCACUAUACCAGCUUUAUCCGGCAACAAAAGGACCAGUGGUUCAGCUGUGAUGAUGCCAUCAUCACCAAGGCUACCAUUGAGGACUUACUUUACAGUGAAGGGUAUUUACUCUUCUAUCACAAACAGGGUCUAGAGAAAGACUAGUCUUACCAGACCACUUACUGAAAAAAAGUAAAUGAUUAGGCAAGGAUUUUGAAGUGACACACAGACCUACUUGGAAUGGACAAUGACAAUAACACCUAUAUGACAGCUAGUAUCUUGAUGUAAAGAACCUAUUUUAGCAUGGCCCAUGGGUCUGUAGGAAGAAAAAAAAUGAAUACUAACCAGUGACCAUUCAACCUUAAGAAAUGGGGAGAGGGAGAAGAGGUUCAAAAUGGUCACAUAAAGCAUAAUGAAAUGAAAAGAAUGCUUUAGGUGGGGACAAUGGGAGUAGAGGUGUUCUGAUGCUACUAUGUCAUUUGUUUCUACAGAAAUAUCUUGUGAAGUCAGGGAGUAUUCCUUUAUCAGCAAAAACUUCACAAUUGGUGUUCCAGCUGUGGCUGACCAGCCAAAUAGUU
Molecule: messenger RNA, 4035 nt
Organism: Cercocebus atys (sooty mangabey)
Lineage: Eukaryota; Metazoa; Chordata; Mammalia; Primates; Cercopithecidae
Gene: USP51
Product: ubiquitin specific peptidase 51
Exons: 3
Coding region: 1490-3622 (710 amino acids)
Biological process (GO): protein deubiquitination
Molecular function (GO): cysteine-type deubiquitinase activity; zinc ion binding
Source: RefSeq, a predicted model, not a curated record